CUGGGGCGCCCGGCACCGGCGGACGCUGCGCCCUCGUGGCCGUAGCGUGGCCGUAGCGUGCGGCAGCCGCUGCGAGGAGCGGGGCCGCCGGGUCCGGCCGCGCAGGUGAGGCAGAGCACCCAGGAUUAUGGCAUCUUUUUCCAACUCCUUCUCCCCUUUCCUUUUCCUGUGCAUACUGGCUCUUUCUGACAUCAGCCUUGCAGUCUCCCUGGACCCUGGCACAAAGCUCAAAAAUGUCGCAGAGAACAACAACCACCUUCAAAACCAAGAGCUGUGGCCACAGCAGCCCAGAAGUGGGCACCACCACAAGCAUGGAUUGGCCAAGAAAGAGCAGGUCCAUGCCAUGCCUUCUAGAGGGCAGCCAGGCGGGGAGGAGGCCCUCAGAACGGGGAGUGGAGCUCCAGCCAUGGAAGAGCUGGCAGCGGUAGGACAGCCUGCAGCCCUGAAACAGGAUAAGGAUGCGUUCCUGGGUUUUGAGUUCCCAUAUCCUGAGAGGGAGAACCAAUCCCCCGGGUCUGAGAGGGGAAAGAAGCAGAACCGAGAGCACCGGCGGCACAGCCGCAGGGACAGACUGAAACACCACAGAGGGAAGACUCCUGAUGUUGGGCCAAGUUCCCUGUACAAGAAGCCUGAAAGUUUUGAAGAGCAGUUUCAAAAUCUCCAGGCAGAGGAGACUACAAGUCUGACUCCCACAAUGCUUCACUUCACUGCACUGGAACUGGCAGCUUCCACAGAAGAGCCUCCUGUUCUUCCAGCCACAUCACCCCGGUCACAGGCACGCCUCAGGCAAGAUGGGGAUGUGAUGCCCACCCUAGAUAUGACACUCUUUGACUGGACAGACUAUGAGGACCUCAAACCAGAAAUGUGGCCAUCUGCUAAAAAGAAAGAGAAACGCCGCAGUAAGAACCCCAACAGUGGGAAUGAAACCCUGUCAGCUGAAGGAGAGCCAUGUGACCAUCACCUUGACUGCCUCCCAGGCUCUUGCUGUGACUUACGUGAGCACCUCUGCAAACCACACAAUCGAGGCCUUAACAACAAAUGUUAUGAUGACUGUAUGUGCACUGAAGGGCUACGCUGUUAUGCCAAAUUUCACCGGAACCGAAGAGUGACCCGAAGGAAAGGACGUUGUGUGGAGCCUGAGUCAGCCAACGGAGAUCAGGGAUCAUUCAUUAACGUUUAGAAGGGUGGGACUCUAUUUCCUGCCUGGAAGGUCUGGAGCUGGGGACAAACCAUUUAUACCUAGCAAUGGGGAUUAGAGAAAAAGUCAAGCAAAUGAUUGAAGCUGCAGGCUCUGAACAUGCCAGGCUCCAACAAGAUGGAUGCUGGUGGUGACUUAUGAAUAGAGCAGUCUAAGUCUUUUCUAUACCAAGACUGCUUUGCCCUCCCUUCCCUCAGCACACCCCUGCCAUGCAGCUGGGUCCCCCUCUGCCAGUUAGCAGAUGAUCCUGACUGCCAGUCCAAUGCCUUGAAGUAGGACAAAGGCACUUCAGUUGCUACACAUCCUUUCAAUGCAGGCAAGAUAUGAAAGAUCCUUCAGGUCAAAUGGUAGAUGAGCUUGAGUUUUGCCCCUUAACUACUGCUUGAGAAGAGUGGUCGACGUCUGUUAAGGAUCAGAGGUUCUUAGAGGAUAGGAAGCUUGUAGCCUCUGGGUGCAAAGGUAGGAGAUGAAGAUGGAUCAGCAGGAAACUGGCUGCCUAGGCGGGAGAGGACCCCCUGUUAGAGCUCUUGCUCUCUCCCUUGUUCAUUGCUACAGACAGAUAUUCCCCAGCUGUUAUACACUACCGUUUCCUACCUGUCUUCCUUGGGACUGUCAAUUCCUACUCCUUUCUUCCUGUUUUGCUCCCAGAGAACCACCUGGUUUCUGCAAGGAUACAGCAAGACAUCCCAGCCUGCAGCUCUCACUCAUUUGGUUAUCCUGCCAAGUCUGUUAUUUUUUAAUGAUUAUUUUAGGAGCUUUCUGGGGAAGUAAUAGUUUUCCUAGUGAGCCAAAAAUAAAGUUUUUUGGUAAUAGGAGAUAGGAACAGACAGUUCCCUUGUAGUACAUCCUGUGACAUGUUGCAUGUGCGUUUCCAUGAUAUGUAAAUAAAGUUAUGAUAGAUACCCUU
This is a messenger RNA of Rhea pennata, 2105 nucleotides long. It is a transcript of the gene DRAXIN, whose product is annotated as dorsal inhibitory axon guidance protein. The transcript is spliced from 7 exons. Gene Ontology annotation, cellular component: extracellular region. The coding region runs from base 128 to 1180 and encodes 350 amino acids. Gene Ontology annotation, biological process: Wnt signaling pathway; commissural neuron differentiation in spinal cord; axon guidance. Lineage: Eukaryota; Metazoa; Chordata; Aves; Rheiformes; Rheidae. The record is from RefSeq and is a predicted model, not a curated record.